This is a messenger RNA of Lathyrus oleraceus (garden pea), 1176 nucleotides long. RefSeq names its product inositol-tetrakisphosphate 1-kinase 1. The transcript has a single exon. Gene Ontology annotation, cellular component: cytoplasm. Gene Ontology annotation, biological process: inositol trisphosphate metabolic process. Gene Ontology annotation, molecular function: ATP binding; inositol-3,4,5,6-tetrakisphosphate 1-kinase activity; inositol-1,3,4-trisphosphate 6-kinase activity. Bases 17 to 976 code for a protein of 319 amino acids. NCBI's taxonomy places the organism in Eukaryota, Viridiplantae, Streptophyta, Magnoliopsida, Fabales, Fabaceae. The record is from RefSeq and is a predicted model, not a curated record.
UUAGAGAAGUUAAAUUAUGCAACACAUCAAGAAAGAAACAAAAAUGUCUCGAGUAGGUUAUGCUCUUGAACCCAAGAAAGUCGAUACCCUCAUUCAACCCUCAUUCCUGCAUUACGCCAAACAACAUGCAAUCGAUCUCAUACAAAUCGACCUCACCAUACCCUUAUCCCAACAAGGUCCAUUCCACUGCAUCAUCCACAAACUCCAUACCCAAAACUGGAAGAACCAGUUACACGAAUUCUCAACCAAACACCCAAACACAGUCAUCAUCGACCCUCCGGAGUUGAUAGAUCGUCUUCACAAUCGCAUUACCAUGCUCGAAUCAGUUGCACAGUUAGAACUUUCUAUUGAAAAUGAAAACGCGACUGUUGAAAUUCCCAACCAAGUUGUCGUCAAGGAACCGAAAUUAUUCGAUUUCGGUUCGAUUGAGGAACAGGGUUUGAGGUUUCCUUUCAUAGCGAAACCGUUGGAGGCUAACGGGACUGUUGAUUCUCAUAAUCUGUUUUUGGUUUUCGACCGUGACGGUGUUAAUUCCUUGGAUAAUAAUCCAAUGGUGCUGCAGGAGUUUGUGAACCACGGUGGGGUCAUUUUCAAGAUUUAUGUUGCUGGGAAGCAUUUUAAUUGCGUAAAGCGUAAAUCUUUGAAUGAUAUUUCCGAAGAGAAGCUCAAAACGAUUAAAGGGUCGGUGCCGUUUUCUCAAAUAUCUAACUUGGGUGAGGGGGAUGGUGGUGGUAGUAGUGUUGUUGAUAAGGCUGAAAUGCCUCCUCAGAGUUUGAUUGCUGAGUUGGCAAGAGUGUUGAGGGAAAGAUUAGGACUUAAUCUUUUCAAUAUUGAUGUGAUUAGAGAUGGUAAAAAUCCAGGAAGGUAUCUUGUGAUUGAUAUCAAUUACUUUCCUGGGUAUGCAAAAUUGCCGUCUUAUGAGGAGUUUUUCACCAAUUUUUUGAUGGAUGUUGUGCAACAAACUGAGUCUGUUUGAGUGAGUUUUCAAGCCAGAGAGAGUGGAUGAUGUUAUUAAUCUUAUCUUUUGUUGUGUUUUUCUGAGUGGUUCUCUUGGUUCCAAAAUAAGUGUUGUGUUGAUGAUAGUAGAUGCAUUGUAUCUUUUCAGUUCUGAUGGCUCAAAAUGUUUCUUAUUGAAAAUAAAGAAUAUCCAGGAAUGGAAUAGCAUUGUUUUGUGCA